CUACGAGGCUUUUCUUUCAUGGAAUCCAUACGGGUUUCCUCUGAAAAAAUUACUAUGAAUGGGUGGAUGUCUGAUUCUUCCUUAAUUAUUUGGUGAAAGGACAGUGCAAAAGGACACAAGAAAGGUACAGCUGCCGCACUGAGCCCCUUUCCUGUAUCAUUUCACCAAUGGCUCGGUGUACGUGAUACGUACAAGUGCUCCACGAGAAGAAAUGUUCAGUGGGAAAGCUACUUUUACAUACUUGUCUGUCAACGUUGAAUCCAUGUGCAGCAAUUAAUUAUUUCUAAACUUGUUCUGUCUUUGCUGUCACAUUGCUCAAUACUACAUGUGUGUGUAUAUGAAAUGUAACUUUCUUGACACAAGAAUUUUGCAUUUGCAUCUAACACUUAAAUUUAUCGGGAGUAAUGAUUAUUUCUAAAUCGAUCUGGCUGUACCUGCACUUACAUGCUUGUGCAUGUAUGUAUUUAAUGCACUUUGCUUGGCACAAGAUUUUUUUUUUAAUAGGCCAGGAAGUCUAUUAGCAACGAACUGCAAUGAAAAAAAGCCGACGUGUGGUUAUGCAGCUCGGAAUGUUUGUUGCCCUAAAAUUCAGGAAGUGCACCUUUGAUAUUAAAUAUAACUCUGGAACUCUAGUUUUGGCAACUUGAUGUGUUCUUUGCUUAGUUGCGUGAUGGUGCUUUUUGCAUAAGGUGUCUAUAGCCCUACAGCUGCUGAUAGAGUACCAUGCCGUGAACUUGGCCUUCAAUAAACCGGCAGACCAGGCCUCCUGUAACUCUAUUGUAGGUCUACCUUGCAUUUUAUAUUUAUGCAUUUGGGACUUAAUAUAUUCAAUGAAAGCUAUGUCAGAAUGCUGAUAAAAGUGAGGCACCAUAUGCUCCGUUCUAUUUGAAAUGCUUCGUUUUUAUUGGAGUGACCAAUGCCUGCAUUAUCUUACCACACAUAGCCCAAAAUGCUGCAGCUGUAGUAGUAGUUUCCCUCAAGUUCUUGCAGUGAGAAAAAUGCACCACGUGGGAGGAAAAAGUGCAGCCGUGAACUUAAUCUAAGCAGCUCCCUUGAAUUGAGGUGUCAUGAAAGUAAAACGCUCACGAAUUGCCGUUUGCACAGCUCGAUUUUCUCUUACGCCAAUAGUGAAGCAAAACUGUCAUUGGAGGAGUUUUGCAGCCGGCUACUCAAUAAUUGUUUCGCCACGUUGCUCAACUGCCAGCUACUCGAGGUCGCAUAUCGUCAGGCAGUUGCUUAAUUAACUCAUUGCAUGUCUUCCAUCUCGGUGUCAGCAGUUGGAAAAAGUAAUGCGAGCAAUCGUCUACGGGCCCGGUUUCAUCCUAAGCCAUUCAUUCGCUCAAUGGCAGUGGCAGGUGUGGUUGGAUCUUUGAAAGUUAUAGAAACCAGCCCUAAGCAAGCGCCAAGUUACGAGUCACUAAAUUAUAAAACUCAAACGCAGCGAUCUGCUAUGACGCUAUUGAAGCGGAGCAAUAGUCGCGCGAAUGAAUGAAAAAAAGCAUCGGGGACACGUACUGAUAAUAAUUUUGACGUCGCGUUCCCAUUUCAAACGUGUGGGCAAUGAAAAUUCCUCUUCUGCAAGAAACGAUGCUCCGAAUGAUAGUACCGCAAUGAUCUAGUUUCAAAUAUGUAGUAUAUUCAGUGGGUAGAUGGGUGCGUUCGCACUGUACGCAUUACGUAUGCCUGCAACCACACACCGGAAAACGCGCUCAUUCAUUCCAAGCGAAUACACUUCGUGCGGCGUUUCCGGAAAGUUAACGGGAAUAUUAAAACGAUUAGAACGUGCAUGACGUAGGCCUAAGCAGCCCGAGAAACCGCCACGAGGGGCGGCCACUGUUUACGUGCCUAACGGCACGUAGCGUUUGACCUGGUUCGCGUAGGGGUCGAACUGCGCUUGCGCGAGCGUGCAUACCAAUUUGCCCGCUCCUCUCGUUGAGUAGAGCAAAGAUGAACAGACUUAAACCAAUUAGGAUGUACGCUUUAUUUACAAAUAUGCGGAUUUACAAGUACAAACAACCUGUGUCGCACCAAGCCGGACCCUUUGGCACGGCACGGAAGCGCGACUCUCCGCGCAGUCCGCCAUUUUUAAAAGGACUCGCCGCGCGUACCUUGUCGGAUCGUGCCAGGGUGUCAACCGUCGCUUUCCCAGACAGCAACAUGCAGCACUAACCACAAAACACCUCCUGCAUAGGAAAACGACGCCGGCCAUGCCGUGUAGUUGACGAUAAAGAAUGGACCGACGACAUAAACAACUCGGGCGCCGGCGCGGCGGAAGAGCUGCUGCGGAGGUGUCGCCACCUGUUGUGCGGUUUUGACGUCACCGUCAAGAUGGCAGCCAAGGCGAGAGCGUAAUGUAUGAAACCGAGCGCUAGCUGACUUUUCGCAUGUGCGUCGCGCGCCGUUGGAGCUUGGAGCUUCUGUGGACACCGAUGUGGUAAAGCAACGGAAUACAGUGGACGAGGCCGAAUUUCCCAGGGCUCCGGCCGCGGGAAGGAACUGCGUCCGCCAAGAUGUUCAACGUCGAGCAGCAGCAGUUCGGCAGCCUCCUCAGUCAUUCUCAUUAUCAAAACAACAUCGUCUCCGCCGCCGCUGCAGCAACACGACAGCCCUGCAGCUCCAGCAUGCUUGCGAUGGGCCGCAGGGGCUCGGCUGGCGACAGUGCAAGUCCGGACCCCAUGGCCGGUGUCGGAGGGGCCUCCACAAGCUCCGGGGACGAGACAUCGACCGACUGCAAGGACUCGGCCUACGUCUCGAGCGAGGGGCUCAUGGGCACUCCCUCCUCCCUGCUGCCUGUUUCUCCAUACACUGUCUCGCCAACCUCAUACAGUGCAGCAAAAGAAGCCACAGACACAAGCCCACCUGUGACAUCAACAUGGUCUCAGUUUCCAGCCGGUACAGAGGGGGUGUUUGACCGGCUGACCGAACUGGCCAUCAUCGCCACAAGCCCUGAGAGCCCCCUCCUGAGGGACUCGCCACCACUCAUCUACCCAGCCUCAUCUUCAUCAUCAUCAUCCACUGCAGGGGCGCCACCACCACUGUCACCGCCGGGGCGCCAACGAUCAUUCAGCCUGUCAGCGUUGCAUUCCUAUGCACGGCCACCCCUGCCCCCUCGCUUGGGCCACGCUGUUUCACACUACCCACCUGGCUCGGGUACCCACAGCACCGAGCCCAUGGGUAUCAUCGACGACAGUCCCAGAGCACUGCCCCUCACUCCCGAAGACCGGUCGGCUGCGUACACGCUCAGCACCAUGGCCAAACAGCACUGCAUAUCAGCGCCAGCACCACCGCCUGCGCCCUCGGAACCUGCGGCUGUGUCGGUGCAGUGCUCGCCAUCCAAGAAGUCUCUGAACACACGCACCCGCCACACAUCAUGCCCCGACCCUGCCAAGCCCCGAAGACCAAUGAAUGGCUUCAUGCUGUUCGCCCAGAAACACCGCGGCGAGUACUCUCACAUGCACCCUGGCAAGGACAACAGGGCCAUCAGCGUGAUGCUGGGCGACCAGUGGCGCAAGAUGAAGUCCGAAGAGAAAAAGCUCUACUCUCAAGAAGCCAAGGUUCGUGCCGAUGAGGUCAAGAAGGUCCACCCAGACUGUUGGAAGCGCAAGCGCUCCUACUCCACCAGUAUCUGAACGUGCUGAUCUGCCAAGCAACUCGCACGGUCUACUCUCCGGGCUUUCGCUUCUAAAGACGCCCUCGCCUUCCACUGUCAGGCUUCCCCUCUCGGCAAGGACACGGUGCCAUUGAAGAAGCAGGGCCUGAUUGCCAGAUGCUCAAUGGGAUGCACGGAAUCGUGUUGCAGAGACUUGUUAAACUGUGUGGAAGUGCACAACUUCACGCAAACGCGCGGGGCCAUGCAGAAAACCCUAGCUGCGGCAAAUCACGGCUACGGAAACCUGAUAUUUGUACAGAAGGCAGAGGUCGCUCAGGGUCCCUAUGUAGUUUUAAAAGCCUGAUGCAAGAAAGCCGUGGGUGCUUAUGUGCAAGCCCAUUGCUGUGAAGCCUUGCUAAAAAUGCCUGUUGGAUAUCAGUUGGCUCAGUUGGAUAUCAGUGGCAAGGCUGUAAGGUGGAGGCAUGUACUGACUGGUUUAGAAGGUUGCAACACCGGAGCAGCACCACCUAACAUCUGAAACCACACGGUGUUACAUAGUGCCACGACUGUGUCGGAAUCAACUAUUACGGCUUUGUGUGUGCUUCCGACUUGGUGCAACACGUGGGGGCUGCUGGAGAAAACCACCCCUUGCAAUUGUUGUGUUGUCGUCGUCUGUUCAGUAUGGCGUGUCUGAUGGAGCGAGACAACGGGCGGCUUACUCACUGGCUGCAGCUUCUGCUACUUGCUUCUUUCCAUUUUCUGUGCAUCACAUCUCCAUGGAGCUCUGCGCAGCCAGCUGUUCUUGUGUUUCCCUGAGAUCGGGGCUUAUUUUGUUUCGUGAAGUGAUCUUGAACCGAAUUCUUGGCUUUUCUUGUGGUGCUGUCUCACUGAACUCUGAGAGUGCUCUUGAUCAUUGAACUCGUGCACUUGGCUGGCUUUUUUAAUGCAAUUUCAACACAGCUGCUUUCUUCCGCUAAUCCUUGUCUUUCAUCUGAUCUGCAGUCCAGGUGAUAGAUCGUAGCCAUUGCAAGAACGGUUGGCCUCAGCUCAACCUCGCUAGCCCUCUGGAUGGCUUCCACCCCUAGUUGCUCGUUCUUAAGUGUUUCUGCGGGUUGAGAUACUGUCGUCUCCCUGCAUCUAUCUAGCACACAUGGACGAAUGAAAGGCAGAAGUGGUGUGUAGCAGACUACCCUCGGCAACAUUGUUCAGCUGUGGCUUCCCUGCAUGACUGUUCUGUUUUUCUCUUUUCAACGUCAUCCCUCCUUUCCGUGCCUUCCCCGAAGUAAUCAUCAGAGGUGAAAUGGAUGAGGGUGUGGUCUUCACGCGUUGCCCCUUGGUGUGUGGUAGCCCCGUGGCGAAGUCCAGCCACAUUGCCUCAUCUCGAAUCAAUAUUUUACUCAUAGCUACGGGAGAUCUUUUUUUGCUGUCUGGACAGUCCGUAGCUGGUUGGGUUCGCUUCCGCUGGGUAGAGUAUGCUUUUGCUGGUCUCCAGGAACUUGCACCCAGAUUGUCUGGAGCAUCAUUUUAGGAGUGGUCCUUCGUCUAAUUUCUGACUUUUUUUUCUUUUGCCCUGCUGUUCUCCGGUUCUAUAUCUUUCAGCAGUCGCUCUGUGUUUUUUUGCAGUGAAAGUUUCUCUAAAUGGUAGACGCCAUGCCGAAUGCAUGCAAGCGGUUUGCAUUCUUGUACAUAAGAUGGCCUUGAUUCUUUUUCAAUGUCAUUGUGCAAAAUGUAUUGCAUGUACAGGGUGAGCAAUGAGGUGUUAUUACUAACGGUCUUCGCUGGUCAGUUCUGGCUUAAGUUUGCGCUGCUGGCAAAGGCUCACCUUGAAGUGAGCGUUACAAGGCUGGAGUUUUCUUGUCAAGUCAACUUUUUUAUCUGACUUGUGCACAAAAUUUAUGAGAAGUGUCAGUUCUUCCUAAUUUGAACAGGGAAUUCAACCGAAAGGUGCCCUGUAUUUUUGGGUCGAAUGUAUCAAUGCAUUGGGAGGAGCCUAAAAAAAUGUUGUUAAUGAGUGACACCUUAAAUGAUGAGUCUGCUGGCUGGUUAAUUCUAAGCCUUGGAUUUUAGGCUGACUCUAAGCUACUAACUUGACAGAUUUUAGAUGAAAGUGAUGUAUUUUUUAGCCAGGUUCUUCCAGAGCACAGUGGAUAUAAAAAUGCCUUCUAAACAAACCCUGAAAUAUCAAGAGCUGCACGCAGAAAGUGCAAGUGCUGAUGUUUGACUUUGAAGGCCCUUGGU
Dermacentor andersoni is the source of this 5827-nucleotide messenger RNA. RefSeq lists its product as uncharacterized. Gene Ontology annotation, molecular function: RNA polymerase II cis-regulatory region sequence-specific DNA binding; DNA-binding transcription factor activity, RNA polymerase II-specific. NCBI's taxonomy places the organism in Eukaryota, Metazoa, Arthropoda, Arachnida, Ixodida, Ixodidae. Gene Ontology annotation, biological process: regulation of transcription by RNA polymerase II. The record is from RefSeq and is a predicted model, not a curated record. Gene Ontology annotation, cellular component: nucleus.